AUGAAAUUCUCUACUAUAUUAGCCGCAUCUACUGCUUUAAUUUCCGUUGUUAUGGCUGCUCCAGUUUCUACCGAAACUGACAUCGACGAUCUUCCAAUUUCGGUUCCAGAAGAAGCCUUGAUUGGAUUCAUUGACUUAACCGGGGAUGAAGUUUCCUUGUUGCCUGUUAAUAACGGAACCCACACUGGUAUUCUAUUCUUAAACACCACCAUCGCUGAAGCUGCUUUCGCUGACAAGGAUGAUUUGAAGAAAAGAGAAGCCGAUGCUUCCCCAUGGAGUUGGAUUACUCUAAGACCUGGUCAACCAAUCUUUAAAAGAGAAGCCAACGCUGACGCUAAUGCUGAAGCAUCCCCAUGGAGCUGGAUUACUCUAAGACCUGGUCAACCGAUCUUUAAGAGAGAGGCUAAUGCUGAUGCCAAUGCAGAUGCCUCCCCAUGGAGCUGGAUCACUCUAAGACCUGGUCAACCAAUCUUUAAAAGAGAAGCCAACCCUGAGGCCGAGGCUGAUGCCAAACCUAGUGCUUGGAGUUGGAUUACAUUAAGACCUGGCCAACCAAUUUUCUGA
This is a messenger RNA of Kluyveromyces lactis, 564 nucleotides long. RefSeq lists its product as uncharacterized. Gene Ontology annotation, cellular component: extracellular region. The transcript has a single exon. NCBI's taxonomy places the organism in Eukaryota, Fungi, Ascomycota, Saccharomycetes, Saccharomycetales, Saccharomycetaceae. The record is from RefSeq and is a predicted model, not a curated record. The coding region runs from base 1 to 564 and encodes 187 amino acids. Gene Ontology annotation, biological process: mating.